Molecule: messenger RNA, 1816 nt
Organism: Carlito syrichta (Philippine tarsier)
Lineage: Eukaryota; Metazoa; Chordata; Mammalia; Primates; Tarsiidae
Gene: ZC2HC1C
Product: zinc finger C2HC-type containing 1C
Exons: 2
Coding region: 220-1755 (511 amino acids)
Source: RefSeq, a predicted model, not a curated record
AAUGCCUGUUGAACGAGAGAGCUGGCAGAUCCAGCCCCACUGUCCCCAGUAAGGCUUAAGGGAAACGUGGGCAGGGCAACUGUAGACACAGUUUCCUUUAGCAACGCAGAGUGAACCUCAGACAAACUCUUCACUUGUGUCUGGUUUAAAUCUCCCCCAGGCUUCAGUCCAGGCCCUGAAUGGCCGGUCUCCAGCUGGCGCUAGUCUGCCUGUGGACGUAUGCUCCCACACAACAAAACGGAAGCUCCAGGGCUCCACUCAGCCAAGCAAGACCCCUAUGAACAAGGUGACUCCUCCCAGCAGUCCUCCAUGGGGCACCUGAGGAACAAUUUCCAGCAGAAGCUUUUGAGCAACAAAGAGCUGAUGCUGGAUAACAUCUACACUCACCCAAAAUGGAACACCAGCACAAAGGCCCAGAGCUCCUCCUUUCCCCACUGUGCUAGAGUCGGCCAGCAGAACCCAGGAAGCCAUCCCCAGGGCCACGGAAAGGGUUUGCUUUAUCCAACUGGCCCUCAGUCCCGGCAAGCCAAAACAAAUAACCAGGGUUUCAUUCCCUUUCCAAGAAAACGAGUGGGGGUGGACCGCGCAUACCCCCUGAAACCUGUGGUCCACCGGAAAUCUCAUGGUACCUGCGAGGCUGGCGUUGAUGGGAACCAGAAUGUCCACCCAAGACGCCCUGAGCCAAGAGAGUUUUCAUAUAGCAACUUUGGUUCGAGGAGCCGGGUAAAAGCGUCAUCUGGAGUUGGUUCUGUUCUGGGCAUGGCAAACCUUGACAGGUCAGAGUGGAUGCAGAUCCGAAGACUAGAAGCCACAGGGGAGAGCUUAGAGGAGGAAAUCCGAAGAAAGGAGAUUCUCCUGAGGGAAAAGCUGAAGAAGACAGAGGGGGAACUCAGAAGGAUCCAGAAGGAAAAGGAGCAGGCAGAGGAAAAUGAAAACCGAGAGCUACAGGGCAUGAGACUUCCCAGGAGGAGAACUAAAGGUGGUAACAGCAACAUCACAUACAAACCCAUCUUCUCCCCAGAGCUUGUGUCUGAGGAGGUGUUCAGUAGAGACUGGAAAGAGGAUGACACCUGGGGACAGUCUCAAGAAAAUUCCAGUCCAUUCCAGUUUGAUUAUGGAAUCCAGAGGCUCAAAAGGAAAAGUCUGGUGGCACGCAGUGACAAAAUCCAAGGCCGAGUCUCGGAGCCAUCCAUGGAGAAGCUCUCCCAGCCUUCAGAAGCACUGGGCGGUGCUCCACAGGGACCAGCCAGAAGUUCCAGCCUGUCCAGGGCACCAGACUCCUCGGGGUCCAGCGACUCCGCAGAAGAGCCAGCGCUGGGCGAGUGCAGCCACUGUGGGCGCAGGUUCCUCUUGCUCAGGCUGGAGAGACACUCCAACAUCUGUGGCAGGAUGUGGGGUUCCAAGAGGAAAGUGUUUGACUCCUCCAGGGCCCGGGCCAAGGGCACAGAACUCGAGCAGUACUUGAAUUGGAAGGGACCAGCUUCAGUCAAGGCUGACCCUCCUCGGAAGAGUAACUGGAGACAGAAACACGAAUCUUUUAUCCGCACCCUCCGCCAGGCUCGAGAGGUCCAGCAGGUAAUUGCCAAAGGUGGAAACCCCUCAGACUUGCCUCCCAUCCUGCCUGCAGAAAAUCCAGACUACAUUCAGUGUCCUCACUGUAGCCGCCGCUUUGCUCCCAAGGUGGCUGAGCGACACAUUCCCAAGUGUAAGACCAUCAAGAACCGUCCUCCACCUCCAAGGAAGCCUCACAGCUGAGCAGACAACAGCGGAAACCUCCCUGGAUAGCUCAGGAGCUCUGCUUCCCUUCAGCAGUAAA